Molecule: messenger RNA, 1204 nt
Organism: Scophthalmus maximus (turbot)
Lineage: Eukaryota; Metazoa; Chordata; Actinopteri; Pleuronectiformes; Scophthalmidae
Gene: cmss1
Product: cms1 ribosomal small subunit homolog
Exons: 10
Coding region: 89-964 (291 amino acids)
Cellular component (GO): 90S preribosome; nucleus
Source: RefSeq, a predicted model, not a curated record
GUUGGUCAACGUGCUGCUCGUGAACACGCCCCCGGCUGCGCUCGCGCGGCGGUAGUUUCUGAUUGGACGGAGCAGCCGGCUACGGAACAUGGGAGACGACCUGGGCGACGAGUGGUGGCAACACGAGGUUGCCUCUGAGGCAGAGCAGGAGGAGGAGACGGAACAAGAGGAACAGCCGACAGAGAAAACAAACACAAAGACAAAAGCAGAGAAACGGAAGAAGAUAACAGAGAACACGGUGAAAGCCAAGAAGAAAAAGAACGAGCAGGCGGGGGGUGCGACUCCUCAAAAGAAAGAGACGGAGGACGAAACGUCAACUCAACCCAAGAGAAAGAGGAAGAGGAAGAAGAAGACAAUCACAGACGUGUUGGCCACCUCCGAGCCCAAGCCCGGCUGUCCGGCCGACCUGCAGAACCUGCUCACUCACUACUUCUCGGACAAGCGCUCCGUGAUCGAGCAGGAGGAGCUCAAACUGCAGGAUUCCUCUCUCCUUUCCUGCAAUGACUUGACGCACAGCCUCUCCUCUUAUCUGAAACAGGUUUGUCCCAAGUGGGCGAAGGUUCGAAAGCAGCACACGGAAAAGAGCUCGGUGAUCCUUCUCAUCGUCUGCAGCUCUGCUCUCCGAACCAUCGAGCUCAUCAAGCAGCUGACCACCUUCAAGGGUGAUGCCAGAGCAGUGAAGCUUUUUGCAAAACAUAUCAAGAUAGAGGAGCAGGUGAAACUGCUGCAGACGGCCGUCACCCACAUCGGAGUGGGGACACCGGGCAGGAUCAGUGCUCUUAUCGAGAAAGAGGGUUUGAGCCUGCAGGCGCUGAAAUACGUGGUUCUGGACUGGAACUGGAGGGACCAGAAGCUCCGGAGGAUGGUAGACAUUCCUGAGAUCAAACUGGACUUCAUGAAGCUGCUGGAGUGUGGCAUCCUGAAAGGCUGCAAAGAGGGCAAACUCAAAAUUGGACUUUUUUAACGGGCACAUAGUCAACUUCAAGAUAAUCCACUCCACGACUUGACGUUUGAAGUGAUGUGCUGACAACAAGCCGGGGGGCCUCUUCCUGUUUGAUUUCCUAGGCGUCUUGUGGUGAAACCUGUGCCGUGCUUUCACUAUUUUCAGAGGCCGUGUCGACUGUGCCGGUGCUGUUUGUUCACUGUUGUUGUCCCGACACAAUGUCCCAGUGUGAUGGAUUGAAUAAACGGACUUAGAAUUAAA